GUGUGCUAUUGAGUCAGACUUCACUUUAAUUUACCCGACGCUUCCAAAAGAAGAAUGACGGCCGGUUUAAGCAACAGAUGAGAUGGGUCUACGGAGUUUGUCAGCUAUUAAUACCGUCCUCUAAACUGCUAUUGACCGGUUUAAACGCUUUGCUAUGAUCGACACGCAUUUCUCAACGUUAUAUGUGUUUAACUGACAGCAACCUUGCUGUUAGAAGGAAAAGGGGGAGAGGAAAGCGUCUGACUGCGCACUGCUGGCCCUCUAAACACACUCUCAUCGGGGACUUCACUCAAAAGGGCAAGAUUGUUUUACAACAUACCUGAUAUAGCCACACCAAUGCUUGCAUUUUAAACACACAGUCUGUUAUAAGUAUUAACAUUAAUCAGAUAGAUCAAAGACUAUGUGAAGUCGAUGUUGAUUGAAUACCACGGUUUGUUUUUCGUGCAAACGCUUGUUUUCUUGCAUUUCUGCUGAUCGAUUGUCAUCGAUCACACGUCGAUGAUGGCCACAGAUGCAGUAGCGACUGGAGAAGUCUCAAACCAGAGAGACUCGAGCGAUCUGAACGCCAACAGAAGUAACCCAGAGUCAGACACACCCAGCCGGACAUCUGAGACGCCAGAAAACAGAAACAUAACUAGCCCGUUAUCGUUAUCAUCCCCAUCGGUUCACUCCGAGGAAGAUCCACCUCAGGAUUCCAGAGCAAGGGAUGAUCCGCUGGAGAACGGAGACCUUCCGGUCCGAACAGGAGACACGCCGCAGGAAGAGACUCCAGACAAUAGACAGAAACAAGGCGUGAAGACUUCAACCCCUGUGAGAGAGCCGCACACACUCUCCUCUCCUGAAGAACACAACAGAAGUUUUGAGCACCAGGAGUCAGUUGCUACCACGGAGGCACGGCUGAGAAUGGAAGGGGUGGAGCUAAAGGAGGAGUGGCAAGAUGAGGACUUCCCCAGGCCACUCCCAGAAGAGGAAGAUAUGCAUCUUGAUGACGAGCUUUUCACCAGGUCUUCUGGUGAAGGAGCACCCGCUUCACAGUCUUAUGGACUAAACAGUGCAAAGAAAACCAAAAAGAAGCUUUUGGCUCCGGACAUCAGCCUAAACCUAGACCACAGUGAGGGUUCAGUCCUUUCAGAUGAGCUGGAUGAGAGUACAGAACUGGACCUGGACGACAUAGACACCCCUUCAGACAACAGCAACGAGUUUGAGUGGGAAGAUGACCUCCCGAAACCCAAAAACACGGACCUGCUGCGUAAAGGAGUGGAGUCAGUGCAAGAGUUCACCAACACGGAGGAACGGGAGGAGGGCCGUCGCUGGAGAGUCUUCCGCAUCGGAGAACAGGAGCACCGGGUGGACAUGAAGGCCAUUGAGCCCUACAAGAGGGUUAUCAGCCACGGAGGUUACUAUGGUGAUGGAUUGAAUGCCAUAAUCGUUUUUGCCGUUUGCUUUAUGCCUGAGAGCAAUCAACCGAAUUACAGAUACAUCAUGGACAAUCUUUUCAAGUAUGUCAUAGGAACUCUGGAGCUUCUUGUAGCUGAGAACUAUAUGAUUGUAUACCUGAAUGGAGCCACUUCACGCAGAAGGAUGCCCAGUGUGGGCUGGCUCAGAAAAUGCUAUCAGCAAAUAGAUCGAAGGUUAAGGAAGAAUUUGAAGUCUUUGAUAAUAGUGCACCCAUCCUGGUUUAUUCGCACCCUCCUGGCCCUCACAAAACCUUUUAUAAGCUCAAAAUUUAGCCAGAAAAUCAAGUAUGUGUUCAGCCUGACAGACCUGGCUGAGCUCGUCCCAAUGGAGUACGUUUCCAUUCCAGACUGCAUUAAACAGUUUGACGAAGAAAAAAAUAGGAAAAAACAUAAAAGGAUCGACCGGGACGUGCGUGGAAAGGUGGAGAUAGCCACCGCUGCAGUGCCAGAGUGAGUCGAAGAGGGAAGCUGGAAGAAUCAACGAAUGUGCUGGGUUACUUUUAACUGGAGAACGCAAGAUCUUGAUGUCAGAAAAGUGCCUUUUAAAGGAGUAGUUCAUCACGAAAUGAAAAUUCAGUCAUUGUUUAUGCUCUCUCGUGUCAUUCUAAACACAUGACUUUUUUUUCUUCUGUGUGGCACAAAAGAGGAUAUUUAGCAGAAUGUCCAGGCUGCUCUUUUUGAAAUUCAUGGUCCCCAUUCACUUUCAUUGAAUGGAAAAGAGGAGCUUUUGUGCUCCUAACAAGAGUCAUAUGGAUUUGUAACAACGUGAGGGUGAGUAAAUCAUGACAGAAUUUUCAUUCGUGGGUGAGCUGUCCCUUUAAAGUUUUGACUGCCUGUUACGCUAUGUGACUUGUGUUUUUUUUCUCCCGGUUGCAUUUGUGUGCCAAACACUUGUCAGAUGGCAUCUGAUUUCUGCUUUAAACCUUUUAAUAACAUUUUAUAUGUAAAAUUUCAAUAAGUAGAUAGUGUCAACAUGUUCUAGUUCCAGUUGUAUCUUGCUCUUAGUUAAGGCACUCCGUUUUCGAACUAGUCGAUGAUGCAUGUUCUGUGUUACAUUUAAAUAUCUAUAUUUAUAUCAAAAGGCGAUCAAUGAGAAAAAACAUAAUAUAUUUUUAUGAUUGAAACAUUAUUUUUAGGGCCACAGUCUGCCGUUGUUUGCCAUCUGCUCACUGAACAUCUCAUAGUUAUGCCACCGUAUUGUUUACUGCUGAUUUGGUGUAUGAUUCAAGAUCGUGGAGUAAUGUACAAAGGAGACCGAAAGUAUUUAAGCAAAAAUGUAUUGCACCAGUAACAUUUCUUCAAUUCACUUUCAUUAAUGGUUUGGGAGGGUUGGGGUUCUUCUUUAUGUUCUUGCAAGUAAACUUCAACACAAAAAUCACAUUGUCCUUGUGAAUGGUCUCGCAACAGUUCAAUGUUGUGUCAUUUCCCUUACAGAGAACAGGACAUCAUAAAGUGU
This is a messenger RNA of Carassius auratus (goldfish), 2913 nucleotides long. Its product is annotated as BCL2/adenovirus E1B 19 kDa protein-interacting protein 2-like. The transcript has 11 exons. The coding region runs from base 499 to 1911 and encodes 470 amino acids. The record is from RefSeq and is a predicted model, not a curated record. Gene Ontology annotation, cellular component: cytoplasm. NCBI's taxonomy places the organism in Eukaryota, Metazoa, Chordata, Actinopteri, Cypriniformes, Cyprinidae. Gene Ontology annotation, biological process: apoptotic process.